Messenger RNA from Vicia faba (fava bean), 351 nucleotides. Lineage: Eukaryota; Viridiplantae; Streptophyta; Magnoliopsida; Fabales; Fabaceae. The record is from the annotation of a GenBank genome assembly.
AUGGAAGAUUUCGAAGCCUGCUCUGUGAUGGGAGGUGAGGCUGUUCAAGGAAGUAUCCUUGGGGAAGGCCGGGCAGUCAAGCGGGCUUCAGAGAGAUUGAGAUUCUAUUCUUCGGGAAGGGAAGUUGUUACGAAAGCCGUGGAACAAAGUAACUGCUGGACCAAUGUGUUUGUGCCAAAUCAAAAGGAAAUGACAAUUGUCUCAGGAGCAAUCCCUUUCAGUUCAAAUUCCGAGCUUGUACAGGUAUACGGAAAUGGUCUGACCAAGAGGCAUCGAUCUGGAGUGGGUCUUGCAUUGCCGGAUGACAGGAGCCCUUCACCUCCACUCUUCAAUUAUAUCCAUACCAGGUGA